This is a messenger RNA of Salpingoeca rosetta, 7176 nucleotides long. RefSeq lists its product as uncharacterized. Gene Ontology annotation, molecular function: adenylate cyclase activity. The record is from RefSeq and is a predicted model, not a curated record. Gene Ontology annotation, cellular component: cytoplasm. The transcript has 6 exons. NCBI's taxonomy places the organism in Eukaryota, Choanoflagellata, Craspedida, Salpingoecidae. The coding region runs from base 235 to 7176 and encodes 2313 amino acids. Gene Ontology annotation, biological process: intracellular signal transduction; cyclic nucleotide biosynthetic process.
GGCUGGUGGGGGAGUAGAGCCGAUCCAGCCAGCCAGUCGAGCAAACCAGAACGGGCGUCAAGGCAUGGAUACCACAUCCCCCCCGCUCCAACACCGCCUCAUGUCGUGUUGUGGUGUGUACAUACCAUAACACACACACACACACACACACGAGCUACGAUCACAACAACAUCCACAUCGAUGGUGCUGCAAACUGUGUGACACCAGCAGCAUCAGCACCACUGCACGCACAAUAUGGACGCCGUGUGCAAGCUUCUGCCGGACGCCGUCUUGAAGCUGCACGUUGGCUCUGGGGAAGAAGCACAAGACGCCACCACCUUUCCUCGUAUCCAACUUCAUCAUGGCGUCAUCUCCUUCGCAGACAUAUCCGGCUUUACAUCAAUGUGCGAGAAAGCAGCAGCAGAAGGAAGCAUAGGCGUCGACAAGCUCAGCAGAACCCUCAACUCAACUCUCGAGGGCGUCGUCCAAGAGUUGCUGUUGUCUGGCGCAGAUAUCCUGCACUUUGCUGGAGACGCCAUCCUUGCGCUGUGGGAGUGCGACAACAUUGGCAUCGACAACACGCUGCCGUGUGCCCUGGAGGCGUGCAAGCGCAUCCAGGCCUGUCUGCGCCGGCAGUCCGAGAAGGCCAACGUCCCCCUGCACAUCAAGUUGGGCGUGUCGUUUGGCGAAAUCAACCUCGUGCACAUGGAGAGCGGCCCGGAGCGCCAGUUCUUCGCCAUCGGGCCCGCCGUCGAACGCGUCGCGAAUGCACAGAACGUGGCUGCCCGCGGCGACACCAUCAUGUGCAACCACUGCGUGGAGGUCGUGGCCCACCGGUUCCCCAUGGAGAUGCUGCCCAACGGUUAUGGACGCUUGUUCGAUCCAAACGCCACAUUACCAGCGCGUGGUCGUGCCCCAUGGGUACGCAUAGUGCACCGGGCAAUGUGCACCGCAAGCAGCGAGUACAACUGGCCGGCAUUACGGGCAUAUGUGCCCCGCAAUAUUCUGCUGCGCAUGCACGACACGACUGACCUGCGCUGGCUGGCUGAGAUCCGCGCCAUCACCACCGCGUUCGUCAAGGUGUCCCUGCCACAGGACAUCAGCGACAGCAUCACGCACACGGCGGCGGCCCUCCAGCGCGCGUUUGACGUCAUCUCGCCCUGCGCCCGGCGGAUGGGCGGUACCGUGGCAAAGGUGCUGGCCUUCGAUAAGGGAUACACCUUCAUGGUCGUGUUCGGUCUCCCCGGGCAGAAGCUGGAGCACGGCGGCAAGCACGCCCUCCUCGCCGCCCGCACCUUCCACGCCGGCGUGUGCGCAGCGCUGCCGUCAGCGCAGGUCGGCAUUGGCGUGGCCACGGGGCCCGUGUACUGCGGGGUGGUUGGCCAUCCACUGCGCCACGAGUACACCAUCAUUGGCGACAGCGUGAACGUGUCCGCCCGCCUCAUGGUCGCCUUCCCAAACGCCGUCGUGUGUGACGAAGUGACGCGUGCCCAGGCGCUCGCCCUGCCCCUGAAGCCGCUGCCACACCUCGAGCUGCGCGGGAAGACAAACGCGGGGGAGUUCUUCAUGCUGCCAGUGGUGGAUGGGACGCCUGACACCGGCACUGACGACGACGGGGUGGAUGUUGUCGAGACGACCGAAAGCCAUCCUCAACAGCAACACGCCGAAGAGGUGGAUGAGGCCAAAGGCGGCGCCCUCAAGCCAUCGCACGGCGUGGCGGCAGAGGCAGAUGCCCACCCCGAUGGUCUCGAUGCUGAUGACGGUGGUGGUGAUGAUGACAACGCAACACACAGCACCUCCAGUGCCAACCGAGCGACGAGCACAUCCAGAGCGACAGCGAAUGACACGACCGCCGCCACAGCUAACGCCGCAAACACCGCCGCGAGUGGUAGCGAGAACGAUGGAGACAGCAGCCCGCGUGCGAGCCUGAUUGGGCGCGCGACGCAACUUCGACGCUUCACGCAGCUGAUCACAGAGGCAGGGAUGGGCAGCACACGCACAUGCACGCGCGUGUACCACGUGAGCGGGGAGACGGGCAUGGGCAAGACACGCCUGCUGGCUGCGAUGAAGGGCGUGUGCCAGCAGCGAGGCAUCCCUUCCCUCGCAGGUGCCGCCGAGCGGAUGGACAGCACCACCCCGCUUGCCGUCGUGCGUCAGCUGCUGCUGCAGGGACUGACGACAAAGGCAGGAAGCAGCGCAACGCACCAGCGGCUUCGAGCCCUCCGCUCUGUCCUCGCCCGCGUGAGCGCAUCGGAUACCGAUGUGACAACGCCCCACGUUGCCGCCUUCCUACGCUUGGACGACGGGUCCUUGCAUCACGGCGCUGGUGCGGGCAUGCGUGUGCACGGCAGGGCCACUGCCACUGGUGGACGCAGCACCACAUCGCGCCUCCCUGGCAGCCGCUUCCUUGCCAUGCAGCAGCAGCAGCAACGCCACCACCACCACCACCGCCACCAGCAGCACCACAGUCGCCACGAACACAGCAGCGCACGCGGGGCCGUUGGCGGCGUUCCACGGCAACUGAGCGCAAGGACGCUGCGACCGCUGCUGCGAGACGUGUUGGCGGUAUUGACUCAGAAUGCAGUUGUGUUUGUGGACGAUGUGCAGUGGUGUGACGCCGCAUCGUGGCAGCUGCUCUCAACCCUGGUUAUGCUCCACCACCAACACUCUGACAGCGACAAGGGCGAUUAUGAUGAUGAUGACGACGACGACGACGAUGACGAUGACGAUGAUGAUGGUGGUGGUGGCGGUGAAAAGAAUCAUGUCGGGGAUCAUGAUGUUGACGCUGGAGGUGUGAAUUCAGCAGCUCGGCGCCGCCACACGAACAAAGCACUGGCGUCGUCAGAAAACAAUGACCGGGGUGGCUCGAUCACCGGCUGCACGGGGCCGCUGCUGCUCGUGCUGGCGGGUCGCCCUCUCUCCACACCGUCGCUCGCCCCGGCUGCUGCAGGGCUGCCACAGCAAACAGCAACAGAACAAUCAACAACCCCAACAGCCACACAGACAGCAGCAUCGGGGAAGCGGGAUGGUCGCCGUCCGAGUGGUGAAAGUGUAUUCAACGCCACACCCGAGCUGCUGCAGUCACCGGCCACCGUCAGUGAAGCCUUGGCGCCACUGUCGAACGAGGAGGUCAAGCAGCUGGCAGCGGCAAAGCUGAAGGUCGAUGUGGUUCCAGACCGUCUGGGCAGGAUGCUGCAUGCCAGGAGUCAGGGCAACCCGCUGUACUGCGAGCAACUGAUCAUGUCACUCGUGGAGCACGGGGUGCUGGUGGCGACGGGGGAGGGUGCUGCUGCGUGGAUGCACACCAACGGCAGCAGUAACAACGGGUUACCGCCAGCAGGAGCGCCAGACAUGGGGGCGCUGUCUCCAAGCAUCAGCUCCCUCUCCCUUUCCGGUGUUGCGGGUGAAGUGGGUCGCGCGGCAUCCGUGCACAUGCUGGACCAAGUUCCCGUCCCAAAUACCCUGCACGACAUUCUCCUGCACCGCUUCGAUCAGCUCUCCGCCACGACGCUGCUCGUGCUCAAGUGCGCCGCCGUUGUCGGCAUGGACUUCCACGUUCGCGACCUGUCUUUCUUCACGGACAUCACGGGGGUGCGCCACACCAUCGUGCGCAACCUGCGUGAGCUCGACAAGGCCGAGAUGAUCGAGUUUGUGCCCUCCGCUGCCGGAGACCUCCCGCGCUGCCGGUUCCGCCAGGAAGUUGUCCGCAGCGCCGCCUACGACCUGUGGCCGCCGUCAACGCGCGUCAACUUGCACGCCAGGUACGCUGCUGCCCUGGAGAACUGGGCACACGUGCAGGAGCAGCAACAGCAGCAGCAUCUCGAGGAAGGGCACGGGCGAUACAGUCGCGUGAGUGGCGGAAAUGUCAUGGUCACCAGCAGCGGCGGCAGCCGAAGAGACAGUCGUUCCCAACGCCAGCAGGACCACGAGUACAGGCGCGCGUCUGCCCGCCACAGCCACGGGCGCCUCAGCGUACAGCUGCUGGUGCCGCCGUCGCUCUCACAGGACGCGUUUGCAGCGGAGGAGCGCCUGCUCGACCCAAUGGUGAUGGCGGACCACUGGCUGCGGGGGGAGCGAGCCGACAAGGCAUGCUCCUACCUCGUGACAGCUGCACGCGACAAUCUUGCGGACGGCGAAGUCGGUUCCGCCCUCUCGCUGCUGUUGCGCGCGCAACGGCUGCAGGCGUCAAACACGUUGCCGAAGCUCGCGCGCUUGCGCGUUCUCACGCUGCUGGCAGAGACAUUCAGCACGCUGGAGCAGCACAAGCAUUGCGUCCGCGCGUGUCUUGAUGCGUUGCGACUGCUGGGCGUGCACGUCCCGCGUCGCUGGCCGGUAUUGUGGUCUGUGCAGCUGCACAUGUGGAAUCGAACAGGCCGGCGCAAUCACCGCCCACGCACGCACAGCCCCGCUGGGACACGCAACAACAGCAGUCGUGGUGGGCAUGUGGCGAGCGGAGCAAAUGCCCGUGAUGCUGACGCGGGUGGCCCUGCAGAUGGCGAGGCUCAGGGUGAUGGCAGCGGUGAUCGACACAGGGUCAGCGUUGCAGGUGUCAGCGUUGCAGGUGUCAGCGUUGUUGGCCGCAGGUCGGAUGGCAGUGGUGUCGGUGCAUAUGCAACCCAGCAGAGGCCUGCGGGCGAAGAGAAGCGCCGCAGACAAAUCCUGAGAAGAGCGCCAGCAAUGAAAGGGAAGCAGGGGCCAACGGGGGUGAGCGGAUACAACAGCCAUGGUCGUGCUCGUGUUGAGGUGCAUGACAUUCACCAUCCAGUCAUGCCCAACAGCAGCGGGCACGAGGGUGCUGGGUUGCGCGCGGGUGUCGGCGCGGUUGAGGCAGCGGCAUCCCAGCCCUCGCGGCCGCCAACAACGCGAACAGCAGCAACGACAGCAGGGACAUCAGCGGUGGGGAAGACGACGGGAAAACCAAAGGUUGUGGUGAGCAGAGGUGGAAGGGCGACGAAGCUCACUGGCACCAGCAGCAAUGGAACAGGUGACACCACAGCAGGUUCUGGCAGUGCCGAAAAUGGUGACGACAACGAUGAUGGCUUUGGUGGCGACAGCGAGGAAGAGACGUUGAAACAAGGCUGGGCAGAUAUGGCUGCCGGUGCUUUAUCGCACUUGACAACUGCGUACCAGGCAUUGGGCAACACGCAGGCAGCGGCGUGUGCGGCGUUUGUUCUGGUCCGCGUGGUGCAGAGACAUCAGCAGCCGCGGCCGCUGUUUGAUGAGGCACUCACGUUCCUGCUGCUCGUUGGCCAACACGCAAGACAGCGCGCGCUCCUGGCGUGGUGCAACCGUGCACUGACCACAACGCUGGCGUUUCCAGCCACACCGGAGCAGCUGUACUUGCUGGACACACACACGCUCGUGUCGUUUUCGCGCGGGUGUUUGCGGCACGUGCUCAACAGCACGCGUCGCGCCUCAGACAUCUGCACGCACUUUGGCCUGAGCGGGCACGCGGCAACGGUGCUGCUGUGGCGAAUGUUGGCAGCGUUGUACCUGCUCGAUGCCGACGUGCUGUCCACCUCCCACCGUGUGUGUGUGCGCAUCACGCUGGGGCGGCAGCACACCGCGAGCACACAGGCGAUGCAGUUUAUGGGCGGGCGAAGGCGAAGCAGAGGGUACAGCACAGACAGCAACAGCAGCAUCGGCACCCCCGUCUAUCCAACAGGCGCGUCUGACGCACGUAUGAGCGAGCAGUGGCCGCGAAAGUCCAUCACAACAGCCGUCCCACCACAACCACAAACAGCAGCAGCUGCUGUGGUCGCGGGCGGUGGCGGUGGUGGUAAACAUCCACCCAUCUUACUUGCGGUGCCACCAGCAUCCUCCCAGUCCAGGUCAUCCCACCGCAGUGUUGACGAUGACGGCUGCGAUGACAGGCCACAUCAUCGUUGUGAUCAUGAUCUCAGUGGCGACAGCUCUGGCGAGUCUGUGCAUGAUGCCACUGUAGUUGAGAUCCAGCACCAUUCGAGCGACGUGAACGGCAAUCAUGAAGAGGAAGUGACACCGCCACCGCCGGCGCAGCCACGUCCGAGCUGGCGCCGGCCAAGCCGUCCGUCCAUCUUCAGCAUCCGCAGCGCCGCCCAUGUGCCGAGUAGGAGCCGAACCAGUGUUGACACAGCCACAGCGUCGCAGCAGCAGCAGCAAGGGCGAGGUAGUUUGGUGCAUCCUGACAGCGACGCACCCCAACCACACGGUAGCGGAAUGGCGACGCUGGGUGUUAGCGACACGGACAAUGACGACCAGGGUGGCAGUGACGAUGGUGAUGGUAUUCGCGGUGGUCGUAGCAACGGCAGCGUUGCUGAUUUCACGACGGCGUCGCCUGCGCGGCGACGGCGACGAAGAGGGAGCUCCAUUCUCACAGACUUCAGCAGCGCGAACGGCAUCAGCGCGCCGGCAUCGUUCACCUCCAACAACUGCGGUGAUGCGGAUGAUGCAGUGAUGGUGCACGGUGGUUUGAGCAUGAGUCAGACACCGCCAGAUGUGCAGGCGACAGCCUGCAUUGCGAUUGCACUCAACUGUGUGUUCUGCCGUGCAGGUCAUUUUGCGCCAUCAUCCGCAGUUCCGUGUGAUGCUGGCCUGUGGCCCAGUGGCGACGAUGUGCACCUGUGGACAGACAUUGCAGCACUCGCAACUGACAUGACUGGUGCUGUUGCUCCCGACCUUCAAGCCUGUCUGCUCGCGAUCCUCGCAGUGCGGGCUGCGCUGCAAGGGCAGCAGCAUCUCGUUGAACGCCACUUGGCUCUGGUGGACAUCGAUGCUCUCGUCCACCCAUGCAGCGCCAUGGAUGCCUUGAGCGUGAGCCUGUGCUGUUUUGCUGCCACCAUCGCAUUGCUGCACUGGAACGACAAGGAGAGCAACACGCUGUUCGCGCGGUGGUGUGGUGCGCUCGCAUCCAUCCAUCGCACCCACCCCGUCCACACGCCGCGUCUUCAUUUCAUGGCAGCACUCGUCCUCUUCAAGCGGCGCCUUCACAGACGCGCACUCGCCAUGUUCCGCAAGGCUGUGAAGAGCGCAGAGCGCUAUGGCGUCGCGUACGAUGCAGUGUGGAUCUCCACCACAGCUGCCCGCUUGUUCCCAAAGUUCAAGGAGUGGCAGCAUGGCGUUGAUGAAGUUCGUGUCGACAUGCCCGAUGUCGCGUCCAUCGUCCUCCGCCCACAGCACGGGCAGCAAGAGGGGUUCAACCUCAAUCAGAGCACUUGA